Messenger RNA from Epithele typhae, 1059 nucleotides. RefSeq names its product GroES-like protein. The record is from RefSeq and is a predicted model, not a curated record. Gene Ontology annotation, molecular function: oxidoreductase activity, acting on NAD(P)H. The transcript has 5 exons. Bases 1 to 1059 code for a protein of 352 amino acids. NCBI's taxonomy places the organism in Eukaryota, Fungi, Basidiomycota, Agaricomycetes, Polyporales, Epitheliaceae.
AUGUCUCUUCUCACUCAGAAGGCUCUGGUUCACUACUCCAAAGGCGGCGACUUUGUCGUCGGUGACGUACCGAUUCCCGUCCCUGGUCCGCAUGAGGUGCUCGUCAAGGUCAUGGCCGUCGCUCUUAACCCGGUCGACUGGAUGAACCAGGCGGAGGCGUACUUCACGCCUUCGUACCCCUUCAUCGCUGGGAUGGAUGGCGCAGGGAUCGUUGAACAUGUUGGGGCCGCCGUUACGACCCUUGUCAAGGGAGACAAGAUUUUGUUCCAGGGCGACUUCAACAAUGAUCACGGGACUUUCCAGCAGUUCUGCCUCGUCCCAGCCGAGAUCGCUGCCAAGAUACCGGAGGGGAUCACCUUCGAGCAAGCGGCGACGAUCCCGCUGGGACUCGGGACCGCCUUUUGCGGCCUCUGGAACCACGACCCUGCUGCAAAGUCUAUCGACUUCCCAGCACCAUGGGAGGAGGGCGGCGCGAAGUUCAAAGGGAAGCCCGCCCUCAUCCUUGGAGGGGCGUCAUCUGUGGGCCAGUACGCCAUCCAGCUGGCGAAGCUCGCCGGCUUCUCGCCCAUCGUCACGUCCGCGUCGCCCCGCAACGCCAAGAUGCUGAGGGCCAUUGGAGCAACGCACGUCUUCGACCGGGCGCUCUCUAACGACGAUGCGCUCGCCAUGAUCCGGACCGCCACCGCGGGCGAAGCCGUCACGUUCGCGUACGACGCCGUCUCACGCACGGAGACCGCUUCGUUGGCGUACGACGCGCUUGCGUCUGACGGCGCGCUGCUGCUAGUCCUGCCAGAUGUGCUCCCCGCGGACAAGCGCGCGAAUGGUGACACGAAGAAGGUGGUGUCGGUGUAUGGCGUAGUGCACCCACCGGAGAACCGCAAGAUCGGUGUAGAGGUGUUUAGCCGUGUCACCGGAUGGCUGGAGACCGGCGUGUUGGUGCCCAACAAAGUCGAGCUCCUACCGGGAGGCCUGAGCGGAAUUCCUGAUGGUCUUCGGCGGAUGAAGGAGAACAAGGUCAGCGGAAUGAAGCUGGUAGCGCUCCCUCAGGAAACGGCGUGA